Drosophila gunungcola (fruit fly) is the source of this 837-nucleotide messenger RNA. RefSeq lists its product as uncharacterized. Gene Ontology annotation, molecular function: RNA binding. Gene Ontology annotation, biological process: endonucleolytic cleavage in 5'-ETS of tricistronic rRNA transcript (SSU-rRNA, 5.8S rRNA, LSU-rRNA); endonucleolytic cleavage to generate mature 5'-end of SSU-rRNA from (SSU-rRNA, 5.8S rRNA, LSU-rRNA); endonucleolytic cleavage in ITS1 to separate SSU-rRNA from 5.8S rRNA and LSU-rRNA from tricistronic rRNA transcript (SSU-rRNA, 5.8S rRNA, LSU-rRNA). Gene Ontology annotation, cellular component: nucleolus. Lineage: Eukaryota; Metazoa; Arthropoda; Insecta; Diptera; Drosophilidae. The coding region runs from base 60 to 776 and encodes 238 amino acids. The record is from RefSeq and is a predicted model, not a curated record. The transcript has 2 exons.
UGUAAAUUGCUGACUGCCAUCCCUAAUAGCGUGUUCACGAGAACACAACAUAAAAAAAUAUGAUUUUAAAUAACAUGAAGAGUAUCAAAAGUAAAACAAAUUCAAAACCCGUUCCGGCUGCCAUGGAAGUGGAGGAGAGUGAACCGGAGGAGGCGCUUGCAGAUGAGCCACAAAAGGAGACUGGGGAGUCAAAUGCCUCAGAUGACGACGAUGAAAUGGACCUGGCCAGCUUCAAAGUCAGCUCCAGCACCUCCGCACCCACCAAAAAACGCAAGAAGGGCAUUAUCUACAUAUCCAAUAUACCCAAACACAUGAAUGUGACCCGUCUGCGGGAAAUCCUGGGCGAGUAUGGAACCAUCGGAAGGGUUUACCUGCAGCCGGAGAAGCUGUCAAGUGCCAAGGUCAAGAAGAACAAGCGGAAGCGCUACAACAUCCACUUCACCGAGGGCUGGGUGGAGUUUGAGUCGAAGCGAGUGGCCAAGCAGAUCGUUCCCCUGCUGAACAACAAGCAGAUCUCCACGCGAAAGAAGUCGCAGUUCUACGACUCGCUGUGGUCCAUGAAGUACCUGCCCCGGUUCAAGUGGGUGCACCUCACCGAGCGGAUGAACUACGAGCAGGCGGUGCACAAGCAACGGCUCCACACCGAGGUCUCGCAGGCCCGCAAGGAGACCACCUUCUUCCAGAACAAUCUCGACAAGAGCGAGUUCCUCAAGAAGCAGGCCAAGAAGGCCAAGAAAGCCGAAAAGCAAGCUGCCAAUGGCGAGAGCGAGACCUGAACCCUCCACAGACUGUUGUUUCUAUGUUUACCUGGUUGGAAAUAAACUUAAAUUAAGCGAG